Molecule: messenger RNA, 10405 nt
Organism: Mirounga angustirostris (Northern elephant seal)
Lineage: Eukaryota; Metazoa; Chordata; Mammalia; Carnivora; Phocidae
Gene: SHLD2
Product: shieldin complex subunit 2
Exons: 11
Coding region: 3149-6004 (951 amino acids)
Biological process (GO): regulation of double-strand break repair via homologous recombination
Cellular component (GO): nucleus; site of double-strand break
Source: RefSeq, a predicted model, not a curated record
GAGCCGCUUAGAAAAAUUCUUAAUGAUAGGGUAACAUAAUUGGCGCUUCCAGCAAUGACUGUAAAUUUUGCAACUGGGCACAAUAAACACCAAAUGCAAAAAACACAAUCUGAAUAUCUUCAAAUCUAUACAGGGGAUAUGAGACUUAAAGAGAUGGCCGUAUCUUGAUAAUGGAAAACUUUUUUUUUUUUCUUAUUCAGAUGCCUCUAGGCUGGAUGAUGACUGACUAGGUAACACACAGAAUUUUGGAUAAUUGAAUGACUGAUCUGAUGAGGCAGAUGAUGGCUUGAAGCCAGUGUGAGUUAUGGAAUAGAAAACAAAAUGGUAUUUCAUUUCAGUAUAUGUACAAGUUCUGGGCACUGAAUCCAUGUAAGGAGAUGUUACUGCUUUAUUAUUAAGGAUACAACUCAGGAGCAGCCAAAUGGAAGAGCCAUGUAGGACAGGGUAUGGGGGAAGGAGCACUUCCACGCCCACUCUGGACGUGUUACCCUUCCAGCACCUUGAUGUGUUCAGCAACUGGGAAGCACUAACCUUGUUUUCUUUUUUUUUUUUUAACAGAUUUUAUUUUAGAAUUCUCUAUUAUUUCUCAGAGUAUGUUUUUUUUGUGUGUGUGUUUUGGUUUUUGUUUUAAAGACAUUAACCAGUCUUUUGAUGGUCUUUGAAAAAGUGGGUUCCACAGGAUAAUUUUGAGAAGAAGCUGCAUACCAUAUCCCUUUCCCACUUGGUGAUUAACCAUAAACAUCAACUUUCAUCAGCUUAAUAAAGGCUCAGGGAAAUAAUAUUACCACUAACAAUUUAACAUUAGUACUUAGUAUUUUGAGGCUCUGUUCUAGCAAUCCCACAUAUAUUACAAGUCUGUCUUCUGCAAUUACCUCCUUUUGUUUACAGAUGAGAAAAUUGAGGUCCACAUUGGUAAAAUAACAUGCCCAAAGUUACUAACAUGGCUUAGCAGGUAGAAGAGCCAGGACUCCAUCUCAGAUAAACUGGCUCCGGAGGAUUUUCAAGCACUACAUUGUACUAUUUGUAACUGGAAAGAAGACUGGUUUAGUGUUUAGUGCAACAUUUCUCAAGCUUGUUUAACAAUGGAAGCUCAUUGUCUUUCAAUAUUUUAUAGGGAUUAGUUUUCCAUGGAGUUAACUGGGAAGUGUUGUCUUGAGCCAGCCUGCGCUGGUGCAGUCUCUUAAACACCAUUAUUUUGGAAUAGAACUUUUUUUUUUUUUUAAACUUGGUUCUCUGUUCCUAAUAUUAAGUGUUAUAUUUAUUUAUUUAUUUGUUAUUUUUAAAUGUUAUUGAAAGACUAAUACUUUGACUUCAAGGCAUUUUAUAUUGUCUUUUACAAUGACCUUCCUAGGAAUUUUUAAAAGGUCAACAUCAUUCUACACUACUUUCGAGGUACUAAAACAGUUUAUAAUCCAAAUCACUAUUUUACUGUGCUUUCUGUACAAGAUAAGAAACUGACAGCUUUUUAGUGCUAUGGAACAUGAUGGUAACUGACCUCUUUCUUGAGUUUCAACCUUGGUUCUGCCUCUUUACAGGCUAUAUGGCCUUAGAAAAGUCACUUCAUUUCUCAAAACUUCUUUCCUCUAAAAGACAAGGUUAAUAUCUUACAGGGUGGCUGUGAGAAUCGAAUGAGAAAAUUUCAUGUAAUGUCUGGCACAUAGAAAGCUCACGACAAAUGGUAAUUGCUCUCAACUCUAUACCAUGAAUGAAUUGCAAAAAUAGUUGGAAAAGAAAGGUCAAUUUUAAUUUGAACUGCCUCUGUUACGCUGACAUCAGCUACAUUUCUGAUAAAGUGAUGUUGUCCUGAUACAGGUUGAUGGGAGUUAAAACCAGUUUCCUUCCGGCUUUCCAACUGACAUAAUAAGCAAAACCUGACUGGGCAAACAUAGACCUAUUUAUUAGAUCACUUAUUAUUAAUGUUAAACUAGCUCUGGUGCUGACUUAUCCUGUUCUUUUUGAAAUUUCAUUGUUGUCAUUUAAAAUCUGCCAGACCUUCAGAAGCUUCACAGAAUGCUAAAGGGUUUAAUCCAUCCUCCAGAACAUGCGAAGUUUAUUUUCCAAAGUGGUCCUCUACAUCCAGCAGUAUGUUCAAAAUCAUGCACGUAGGACAGAAUUCGCUUCCAUUUUUACAUUUGCUGGAGGUUUGUUCAAUCUUCCUGGCAGUCAACUUUGGAGUUUAGGGGGCAGUACUUAACACAUCUAACCAAAGCAUGAGUAAUUACUGAAAACAAAACUAUUAAAGGAAAAAUCUAUUGAGAUUUUGCAAUUUCCAAUGACUUACUCCUUAAGCAAAAAGAAAAUGGGUUUGUUUUGAGCUGUAUGUGGGGGGAUCUCUAGUAUUCUAUCCUAAGUGCUUCUUCUAGCCCUGAUAUCUAGUAAGCACUCAGUAAAUACUUCUUGAUGGACUGAAUUUGAUUUCUAAUCCCAAUUUUGUGCCUUGCGACUUCUGUAAACUUGGACCUUCUUGAACCUUCUAAGCUUCAGUUUCAUCUUAUGUAAAAAAUGAGGUACCAAUAUUUGUGUCCCAGGAUUGUUGUUAACAAUGAAGUGUUCAUGCAUUUAAAAUAGCCAGCCCAGGGAUGCCUGGUGGCUCAGUUAAGUAUCUGCCUUCGGUUCAGGUCAUGAUCCCAGGGUGCUGGGAUCGAGUCCCGCAUUGGGUUCCUUGCUCAGCGGGAACCUGCUUCUCUUUCUGCCUGCCGCUCCCAGUUUGUGCUCUCUCUGACAAAUAAAUAAGUAAAUAAAAUCUUAAAAAAAAAUAGCUGGCACAGCACGUGGCACCAUAGUGGGCACUCAGUGCAUUGCACGUUCUCCCAGACACUUCACUUUGUUCUUCAAUAAUAUUCUCUUCAAGCACAUUUCAAGCACUUUCUCAUUCUCUAAACACUUUGAAGCCAUGUUCAAGAGAGAAUAUGAGUGUUUGCCAAUUAAACUGAAAAUACAUUCCUUUGUAGCCAAAACUUGGAAUGUUUCAGCAAAACCGAGUGUAUCCCUGACAGACCUUGGUUUGAAUUCUGGCUUUACAACUGAGUAUGUUAUGACCUUAGGAGACCUACGUGAAAGGGUUGGAAGCCUUGGUGUUUGAGUAGACAAGAGAAGACUGAAAAGUACAGAAGGAGUCACUAGUUGGCUAACAUGGGCCUGAGCAUCGAUGACACGGUCACUUCUACAAGAGCUUGAAGAGAGAGCCUCAAGUCUCAGUUUUUUAUUUUCUCUCCCUUCCGGUUGGGGCCUUCUAUUUUGGUCUUGGGAAUUGGGUUCACAGUUGAAGGAAGGAGGCCCCAAAGAAGCUAUGAGUGGAGGAUCUCAAGUCCACAUUUUCUGGGGUGCUCCGGUUGGUCCAUUGAACACGACAGUAUCAACGGAACCAACUUCUUUAAUGUCUCCUGAGAACCCCUGGAAAAAAAUUCAGCUCUUAUACGACCAACAUUCUUUACAUCUGAGGGAUGAAAACUGCACGCAUGAAACUCUUGAAGACUGUCCAGUUCUAGAAGCUCAUGGCCCUCUAGAUUUUCCUAGUGCUCAGUUUUUAACAAACCCUAUGGGUGAACCUAUUCAUGUGAAAGAAGACUCUAUAGAUUGUAUUUCUGAAACACAGACUGUAAAAUCCCAGGAGAGUCCCCCUUUAGGAGUGAGAGAGAGAACCAGCUCUGAUGUGCAAAUAUGUGGGUUUAAGGGCAAAGUUCAGCAUUUAACAGAAGAAGAAAAGUUUCAAAAUCUUCUCAGUGAAAAUAAGAAAAUUGCAGAUGGGCAGCAUAAAGAUCAGUCAAAUACAUGUGGUCGGAACUUUCAGAAAAACUUCUUUCAGUUAGAUCGUAAGUGUGCAGCUACGCUAGAUUUGGUCUGUAGUAUGGAAAAGAUUAAUGUGGGGCUGGGAGCGAUUGAAAUGAAGUGUGGGCCAACAGAGCAUCAUGAGGUACAAAACCAGGGUCUGGAGUUCUUUUCCUCUGACACAGAAGAUAAGCCAAGGUCCGAAGCUGUUAGAAAGGUCGCAGACCUUAAAAUAUCUACGGAUACUGAAUUUCUUACUAUAAUGACCUCCAGCCAGGUUGCUUUUUUAUCUCAAAGGAAGUCUAAAGGACAGAAUUUUAUCAAUAAAGGGCCUGUAAGCGAACCAAAGGCAAGUCAUAGGGAAAUAAGAAUACUUGAAGAUAAUUUGACUCAGCCUAAUGAUGACUUUGCAGGAGGAUGUGAAAGUGGACAAAAUCAAGCACAUUCCCUUGAACUCUUUAGUCCUGUUUGUCCUGAGGCAAAAAGUAGCGACACUCACAUGAAGUCUGAUAAAAGUCUCGAAGAAAAUAGAGGACCUCAAGCACUGUUCAAUUUUGAAGACAAACUGCCACCCAGUGAUGUAUGUAUCGAGUCAUAUAGCUCAGGAAUGCUGUGUUCCCAACUAAAUACCUUCCACAAAAGUUCUGUUAAAAGAAGUUGGACCUCUGAAGACAAGUUGGGCCAUUCCAAAGCUCUGUCUAAAGUCCUCCAACCAUCCAAGAAAAUUAAGUUGGUCUCUGAUGCAGGAGAACCUACUGCAACAAUGGACCAGAGGAAUGCGUCUAAAUUUAAGGGGAUUAAAAAAACAUCAUUAAUACAAAAUUGUGAUUCUAAGAGUCAGAAGUAUAAUUGUUUAGUCAUGGUAUUAUCUCCAUGUCACGUGAAAGAAAUAAGUAUAAAAUCUGGACCAAAUUCCGGCUCUAAAGUGCCUUUAGGAACAAUUGUGGUAACGGACCAGUCAGGAAUUAAGAAGAAGGUCUCUCUGUGGAGGGCUGCAGCAUUUUGGGCACUUAUAGUAUUUCCUGGAGAUAUAAUUUUGCUUACAGAUGUUACUGUUUAUGAAGAUCACUGGGUUGGUGAGACAGUACUACAGUCAACAUUUACCAGUCAGUUAUUAAAUCUUGGGAGUUACUCAUCUGUCCAGUCUGAAGAGUACUCCAAUGUAGUUGAUGACGUUGUACUUCGAGACUUACUGGCAUAUGUGUCUUCAAAACACUCCUAUCUCAGGGAUCUUCCUCGGAGGCAGCCUCAGAAGGUGAACAGUAUAGAAUUUGUAGAUUUGGAGCAACUACAGCCGGACGCAUUGGUCCACGCAGUGCUGAGAGUUGUUGAUAUCACUGUGCUGACAGAGGCCUUAUACAGUUAUAGAGGACAGAAGCAAAGGAAAGUUAUGUUAACAGUGGAACAGGCCCAAGGUCAACAUUAUGUGCUUGUGUUAUGGGGUCCUGGAGCAGCCUGGUACCCUCAACUUCAAAGGAAAAAAGAUUAUAUUUGGGAAUUUAAAUAUCUUUUUGUUCAGCGCAAUGACAUCCUAGAAAGCCUAGAAUUGCAUACAACAUUUUGGUCAUCCUGUGAGUGCCUGUUUGACGAUGAUAUAAGGGCAAUUACAUUUAAAGCAAAAUUUCAAAAAAGCAUGCCCUCCUUUGUGAAGAUGUCAGAUUUAGCAACACACCUGGAGGAUAAGCGUUCAGGAGUGAUUCUAAUCAAAGCCCAGAUUUUAGAGUUAGUGAUUCCUAUCCCAGCAGCUCAGAAGAUAGCUCUAAAUGCCCGCAGCUCUCUGAGGAGCAUCUUCUCUUCUCUUCCGGACAUUGUAUAUACUGGCUGUGCAAAAUGCGGAUUGGAACUGGAAACAGACAAGAACAAGAUCUAUAAACAGUGUUAUAGCUGCUUGCCAUUUACUCUGAAGAAGUUAUACUACAGGCCAGCUGUAAUGACCAUAGCUGAUGGAAUAUAUAAGGUUUGCAUCCACGUAGGAUCAAAGCUGAUUGAGAAGAUUCUUCUCAACAUUUCUCCUGACUGGCUCAACAGAGUUAUAGCACCUCCCUCAGAGAUCACCUAUGCCAUGGUGGCCGCCGACUUGAUCCACUCGCUGGUGGCCGGCGGCGGCGCCCCUUGCGCGGUGAAGGCGCAGAGCCUCUUCGUGUUGGAUGAGAACAGCUGCCCGCUGCAACAAGAGUUCUCCCUACUGGAUUUUUAUCCCGACAGUGGCAAGCCUGUACCCAGUGCCCUCCUCUGAGACCGGAGGGGGAAGUGGCAGGUACUUCAAGGAAGAUGGCUGAACUGAUUUGCCUUUUCGAGAGAAAUGAAUGACAGGGCUUUACCUGGGCGUUAAAAAAAAAAAAAAAAAAAAAAAAAAAAAAAAAAUAUAUAUAUAUAUAUAUAUAUAUAAUAUGUAUAUAUAUUAAAAUAUAUUAUAUUUAUAUAUAUAUUUUUAUAAAGAGAAUUGUAUUAAAUAUAUAAAUUAAAACUUUUUUUCUAGGAACAUUCUGUGAGGUGUUCUGUCUGUUGUUUGGUCUUUUCCUUUCCUGCUUCUAGAGGAAGUAUCUGGCAAUAAAGGCCAUAUGUAGCACCUCCCUGGGAAGCUCACUCUGUUGGUCCCUGCUCCAUUCCAGCGCUCUACUAAGGACCCAGGACACAGACAAAAGACAUUUCCUCGGGAGUGGCUUUCUGUCAUGCUCACAAACUCUCAGCGCUUUCCCUUUAAUAAACUGUCAAUGUGAAAUGAUUUCCUCGGUUAUAAUUAUACAUGGUAAUGGGUUAGUUUGUAUAAGACUGUGUUUAGACAAGUUCAAGACAAGCAUGUCUUUCUAUAAAGAAGCAAUGAAAAUGAAGGAAACAGAUCCUGCUUUAACUCGUUUUAUAAAACGUGGAAGAGUCAUGUUGUUAGUUCAUUUCUAGGAUCUCAGUGCCUUACUGAGUUUACUUAUUAACAAACAUUUAGUGAUUUGUUCUCCCAUUAGGAUUAUAGAAGAAGCCCGUAUAAAAUAGUAGUCACUGAUGAGGAAAUGUGGAAGGGCGCCUAACCUGGAAGUCUGGAGUAUGCUGAGGGUUAAUAGGUUAAAAAUAUUGCUUGAAAAAAACUAAAUUCGUGACCAAAUGGACAUGUUUGUUUUACCAUACAUGUGCUUUUAAAAAUUAUUUUGGUUCAUUGUACUUGUUUUCUCUAAUUUAGGGAUGCUUUUUUUUUUAACUUGAACCUCAGGAGUUUUGUGAUUCUCCCAAAAAUAAUAUGUAAAAAUGUGUGUGAGAGUGCACACACACACAAGUACAUCUUUCUAUGGAGGAGGUCAGUCAUUCUCAGCAAAUCCUCAGAAGGAUCCUUGACCAAAAAAGGCGAGGGAGGUGGGGUAGGAACAAGCGCUCUACUUGGUGAGUUAAUUCCUGGGGAAGGAAGGGAUUAAGUCAAAUGAUUGCCUGCACCCAGUAAGGUGGGUAGAAAAAGAGUUGUCCCCGUGUUGUACGUAGAGAAACAAGAUAGUUGGCUCUCCCAGAUAAUUCACGUGAUGGGUGACGAAUCUCAAGCCCAGAGCUGAUGUCUUCUAAGCCAUGCUCUUUCAACUAUAAGCACAGUAGAAGCAAAUCUGGAAUUCUGAUAUAAAAUUUGCCAGUCAGUGUAAGCCUACCAAGAGCGCUGUUCUCUUAAACUUGCCUUCCCCACUUUGUCCUCAAGAUGCGGCCUAAUCCUUUUAUCAACCAAAACACAGCCCCCUGGAAUAGACGGCUCUUCACACCCUUUUGGGAAGAAGUCUCUAAGCCAUUUUAAGUGAGACCAAGAGCACCAGGUCACACCAAUAUCUCUUCACAGAUUUUGGUCCAUAGUUCAUAGGUUAACCCAUAUUUCUGGAACCCUUAUUUGGGCUGAAAAUAACUUCCUUCUGUCCUGAGGAAAUUAUCAUGUAUUUAAUUUAAACUGCCAUAGCUCCCAGGUGAUUCCUUACCCAUGAUGUACAGGUAAGUAUAUUUAACCUACUCCACAAAUUUUUAUAAAAAUCAGGUAGCCUAAGAAUGUCAGCCAAUCCAGCAGUCUUAUGUCUGGCAGACAUUUUAGGUAAAUCGCAUUUUUUAUCUGACAGUUCAGCUGAGAGGGACAGUUCUCAGGUCUUAAGUUGUUUACAACUAGUCUUCCAUUAAUUUAGGUUUACCUGAAUGGGUGACCACAGGCUGUUAACAUGGCUUUCUUAGAAGAAAAUAUCUCUACUUUCUCAGAACAACAUAGAGUGAAACAGAAAAUGUGCCAUCCCUGUGUCUUUCAUUUUAAAUGAUGAAUUUGUGUCCUGGAUGGUCUCGAGAUGGUGCGAUAUGGUUCCCAAAUCGGAACAAUUAGAAUAAAGUGUUCAUCUUUUCUGAGACUUUAACCCUAGCCCCUGUUUUAAGGCCAAUAGGGUGAGAAAUAGGUGAGAGGGAGGAGGUUUGCCAGUUAGUUGUUAUUCUGUCUUUGGGGGUCUUAAACCUGGUUCGUCAUCAGGAAGUGAACUCCACCCACUCAAGGAAUACAUUUGCUAAGGGUGAGCUGUCUGCUUCCAAGACAUCUCUCCCUUUGCUCCCACUUGGCGGCCUGGGGCUGGAGGAGGGCAUGAACUGGCAGUGAGACCACUUCUCCCCAGUCCCUUCCCUGUCCCCCAAGGCCCAGCUCCUGCAGGGACUGAGGGCAGGGAGGAAACAGGACAGGGGACAAGGGUUUCAUGACAAACCAGCUCCCAUCAUGGUCCUCUCUUGGGGGGAUCCUGACUGCCGGUGCCUUCUGAACAGCAAGCACCCAAUGCUGCUCUUUCUAGAACACGUGCUGGAGUUCUUCGGAGGGCUUCUCCUUCUUACACAGCAUCUGCACCGUUUCUUGUCAGGGGAGAUCAUGCUCCUGCCUCAUCUCUUCCACCCCUCAACUCCCUCCAGAUGUCAGCUCUUCUCUUCACCCCAACUUCUCUCUCUGACUCACUUCACUCCACGCCCAGAUGUGCACAAGGCAGCAGGUCAGCAAAUUCUCUGCAUAACUGGACAGCAGACAAACUGAGGGAUUGCCCUUAUUUACAUAAUGUGUGUAGUGCAAUUUAAGUUAUGUAACAUUGUGAUCAUACCGUGUGGAAGAAUCUCACCAAAAUGAUAUCAUGAUUACUCUGGGUGGGGAACUGGGGCCUGGUUUUACUUUCUCCUUUAUGAUUGUUUUUAUCUGAUGGAAUUACUAGGAAAAUUUCCCUAAUUUCUGAAGAACACAAAUUCCCUAUAUUAAAAAGAUUACUUACCAAAUAUAGAAAAAGGUAAUAUGGUUUUGAUCACAGAAAUUAACACCACCUACUAGAUGUAGAUACUUCAUGGGGUGGCAGCCAAGCCCACAAUGAUACCGCUUCUCUGGUCCAUGUCUAUAUUUGGUUUGAUUCCUUGGCAAAAACCGAUUACUCACAGACAGUAGGAUACCUGACUCAAGCUGGGCCAAUCAGAUUGUUUUUUCCAGAGUUAAAUUAAGAUUUAUGCAGAGUAAAAAAAAAAAAAAAGAUUUAUGCAGAGUAAAAUGCACAGAUCUUAAAUGUACAGUGUGCUGAAUUUUUUUUUUUUAAGAUUUAUUUAUUUAUUUAUUUGAGAGCGAGAGACUGAGAGAGAGAGAGCACAUGAGAGGGGGGAGCGUCGGAGGGAGAAGCAGACUCCCUGCCAAGCAGGGAGCCCGAUGUGGGACUCGAUCCCGGGACUCCAGGAUCAUGACCUGAGCCGAAGGCAGUCGCUUAACCAACUGAGCCACCCAGGCGCCCCAGUGUGCUGAAUUUUGACAAAUAUAUACAUUCAUGUAGCCAAUACUACCAUCAAAAUUUAGGUUUCCAUCUCUCUAAAAAUUUCCCUCAUUUCCACUUCCAGUCAAUCCCCGCCCAUACAGGCAACCACUUUUCUGAUUUCGAUCAUCACAGAUUAGUUUUUUCUGCUCUGGAACUUCAUAUAAAUAAAAUCAUGUGGUUUAUAUUCCUUUGUGACUUGCUUUUUUCACACAACAGUGUUUUUUUUGAGAUUCAUCCAGAUUUUUAUGUGACUCGGUAGUUCGUUCUUUUUAUUAGUGAAUAAUAUGCCAGUGUAUGAAUAUAUUACAUUAUCUAUUUUCUGAUCAAAGGUCAUUUGGGUUGUUUCCAGUUUGGGGCUGUUAUGAAUAGUUGCUAUGAACAUCCUUUUUGCAAGUCUUGCUGUGGACAUAUGUUUUCAGUUUGGGGUAUGGGGGGGAGCGAUAAAUACCUGUGACUGAGAUAGCUGGUUUAUAGGGUAGGUAUAUAUUUCAUUUCAUAAGAAACUGCCGAACAGCACUCCAAAGUUGUACAACUUUACACACAAGCCAUGUAUGAGGGUCCCAGUUGUUCUGCUUUGCCACAAUUUGGAGGGGCCAAUCAUUUUUACAUAGCCAUUCUACUGGGUCUGAAGAGAUAGCUCACGGUUUUAGUUUGUGUUUCUCUGAUGACUAAUGCUGUUGAGCAACUUUUCAUGUGCUUAUUUGUUGUCUAUGCAUCUUCAUUUGUGGACCAUAGAAGUGUUCCUUUAUUUUAUUGGGUUGUUUGUCUUUUUUUACUGAUCAUAAAAGCCAGAUAUGUGUAUUAUUAAUAUUUUUGAAGUGCCUGUUCAGCAUUAAAAAUGAUGGCCACAUGAUUUCAGGAGAAAAAAAGAAUGUGUA